UGUGGAACAGCUUUAAGUCUAGAGAGACAUCCAGUACCUACGAACCCAGCAACUGAUUACAAGAUCUCCACGCUAUCAGCUCCUCUUCGUCAUGGCGGGAUCAAGUAAAACAAAGAUAGUCCUGCUGGGGAAAACUGGCAGUGGGAAGAGCGGCCUUGGAAACGCCAUACUGGGAGAAGAUCUGUUUAAGGAAAACAUGUCUCCAAACUCUGAGACAGAUGAAUGCCAAGUUGAAUCUAAAGAUGUCAACGGAGCUCCUGUCAAAGUCAUCGACACGCCCGGCUUCUUUGGAAACAAUACGGAUGAAGAGAAGGUGAAGACUGAAAUUCUGAAGUGUAUCGAAAUGGCCGCGCCUGAGAUUCACGCGUUUCUCAUUGUGCUGAAUGUGGGACGAUACGCAGACCAGGAGAAGGAGGUCAUCAAUAAAAUAAAGGAAUGUUUCUCAGAUAAGGCUCUGAAACACGCUGUGGUCGUGUUCACGCAUGGCGAUCAGCUGAGAGAAGGGCAGAAGAUUGAGGAUUUUAUUAGAGAGAAUCGUGAUCUGAGAAAGCUGGUGGAGAAGUGUGGAAGCAGGUGCCACGUUGUGGAUAAUAAAUACUGGAAAGAUCAGCAGGACGGCUACAGGAGCAACAGGUUCCAGGUGGACCAGCUUCUCAACACGAUAGAGAAAAUGAAAAGCGAGCAGGGCGGCUACACCAGCAACUUACUGCAAGAGGUGGGGAAAGUGAAAAAGAUGAUAAAAGACAAGCUACGCAGCUUCGCGAAACACUCACUUCAAGUCGUGAGGAAAGUGAAAGAAGCAAUGCCCUGGGGGCAGAUUUUGAAGGUAUCAGCUGGAGCUACAGUAGGAAUGGUGCUGGGAGCAUUACUUGGUGCUUUUAUAUGCAAACCACUUCCAUGUAUUGGUGCAGUUGGUGGGGUAGUGGCCGGUGGCGCAGCUGGAGCAGCUGUAGCUUACAACAGUGAAACAGCAGUGGACGCUGUUGUAAAUAUAACUAAAAUAUUUUUCCAGGUCGGAAGGGAAAUGCUGAGCAUAUCAUGCUGUGUAAACGAUCCAAACAGUAGUGGACAGAAGAAGCUAAUGUUGAUGCCUGAAUAAAGUAAAGGAAUUCAAUUAGAAGAGCAAGAUGCUCAGACUACAUGAAGACUGAUGAUGUACAUUUUUGUCCUUAAUGGUUCUGCAACAGAACGUGGAACCAUUAAGGACACUGUUUUGAAACUCAUCAGUUUUCAAAAAUAAUUGCUCCUGGUUCCUUAAAAUGUCAGAUCUGUGUGUUUGCGUCGCCUAAAUGACAGAAAACCUUUUCCGGAAACACCUAAAAUCGUCUCCAUGUGGACGGGGCCUUAGUUUGUUGAAUGUUUUAGAUCAGGGGUCUCAAACUCCAGUCCUCGAGGGCCGCUGUCCUACAACUUUUAGAUGUGC
Messenger RNA from Xiphophorus maculatus (southern platyfish), 1423 nucleotides. RefSeq names its product GTPase IMAP family member 7-like. The record is from RefSeq and is a predicted model, not a curated record. Gene Ontology annotation, molecular function: GTP binding. The transcript has 2 exons. The coding region runs from base 92 to 1099 and encodes 335 amino acids. Lineage: Eukaryota; Metazoa; Chordata; Actinopteri; Cyprinodontiformes; Poeciliidae.